AUGACAGAAGACAACACGUCAGGAACCAAUUGCUGUCUAUAUAAGCGUAGGACCGCUUUCGUGACCGUCGCGCUCUGUGGUCUGGUUGGUUUUGUACUAGUAGCUGUCUUGGAGCUGCCGUGGAAAGUCAAGAGGACCAUGCAUUUCGGCGACAUCGCUAAUAGGCUGAUUACGACCAAGAACAUAUCCGACGUGCCUGAUAGGCUGAUCCCUACCAAGGAAGCUGAUAACCUAUUUUUAACCACGAGUGCUAGUAGACUGCUUCCAAUCAAGGACCUUGUCGAAGUCAAGGAGUUUGAGUUAAAGACAUAUCCUCCAUUAAUUGAAGAUGGUGGAGAUCUCGUCGUAUCGUGGGAGAGAAACAACGCGAUGACCUUGACAGAUCACGAUUGCGUGACGCUGAGCUGCGGUCCAACGACGGGUAAAGGAGACUAUCUUUAUAAUAAGACGGUACGUGUGUCCGACCUUUCGGUCAGAUUCUCGUCGCUCUACAUGAUGCGCUGCAAUUACACGGCGAUCUACUAUAAUUACGAGGAGAUGUCGGGCAAACAUAAGGCCAUUGCAAAGGUGGAAGCAAGAAUGAAGGAGCCGCCGGAGACACCCAAGCAUGGUCACUUGAGUUUCACGGACGAUGAGAAGGCGAUGGCAAUUAUGUUUAAUUCAGGGACUUCAAAAACACCUAUGGUUAAGUAUGGGAUGAAGCCGGAAGAUCUCAAGUUUUAUGCAACGGGGACGUCCACGACCUACGGCGCCGAUGACAUGUGUCAAGCUCAUGCGAACACUGUUGCACAGUCACAUUUCCGUGAUCCGGGCUACAUGCACACAGUUAUCAUGACUGAUUUGAAGCCCAAUACCUACUACUUCUAUCAGUACGGACACGAAGAGCACGGACUGAGCAAGGUGCAUCGAUUCAAGUCACGACCUUUGAGUAGCUAUAAAUAUGCAAGCUUCAUUGCAUAUGGAGACAUGGGAGCGUUCGCAGCGCCUUAUGGUGGUUCAGAGUCUACUGCUGCUAGAGUUUUUAAGGAUGUGAUUGAAGGGGAAUACGAUUCGUUUUUGCUGCACUUUGGCGAUAUCAGUUAUGCUCAAUCCCAGGGCCACGUCUGGGAUAAAUUCUUCCAUUUGAUCGAGCCGUACGCAACCAUAGUGCCGUACAUGGUGGGCAUUGGAAACCAUGAAUAUGCUACACCGAAGGCGGAAAGCAUGACCUCAGCGGAGGUAUGCUACCAUAUGGAGGCAGCUUUAACCCUUCGUGGGGAAAUUUCCAUACCGAUUCUGGAGGAGAAUGUGGAGUGCCUAUGCAUCACCGGUGGCACGUCCCUAAGACAGGAAAUUGGAUUUACUGGUACAGCUUCAAUUACGGGGGCAUUCAUGUAG
This is a messenger RNA of Peronospora farinosa, 1377 nucleotides long. The record is from the annotation of a GenBank genome assembly. Lineage: Eukaryota; Oomycota; Peronosporomycetes; Peronosporales; Peronosporaceae.